AUGACUGUACUUCGUCCACUUACUCUCCAUGCUUACCUACAGUGCCUGUGGCUGUUACCCGCCGGUCAAAGAGGGAGCUGUCGUUUGAGGAAAGCCAACUAUGGACGAUUGGAAAAACUAACCAACGAAGGCGCAGACGGAAGACUGGAAGGUAAGACUCCGUACUUCGUCCACUUACUCUCCAUGCCUACCUACAGUACCUGUGGCCGUUACCGGCCGGUCAAAGAGGGAGCUGUCGAUUGAGGAGAGGCAACCAUCGACGAGUGGAGAAACUAACCGACGAAGGCGCAGACGGAAGACUGGAAGAUAUGACUCUGUACUUCGUCCACUUACUCUCCAUGCCUACCUACAGUGCCUGUGGCUGUUACCGGCCGGUCAAAGAGGGAGCUGUCGAUUGAGGAGAGCCAACCAUCGACGAUUGGAGAAGCUAACCAACGAAGGCGCAGACGGAAGACUGGAAGGUAAGACUACGCAGUUCGUCCACUUACUCUCCAUGCCUACCAACAGUGCCUGUGGCUGUUACCGGCCGGACGAUUGGAGAAGCUAACCAAGGAACGCGCUGAAGAAAGACUAUAAGGCAUGACUUUGUACUUCGUCCAUUUACUCUCUAUGCCUACCUACAGUGCCUGUGACCGUUACCGGCCGGUCAAAGAGGGAGCUGUCGUUUUAGGAGAGCCAACCAUCGGCGAUUGGAGAAACUAAACAGCGAACGCGCAUACGGAAGACUGGAAGAUAUGACUCUGUACUUCGUCCACUUACUCUCCAUGCCUACCUACAGUGCCUGUGGCCGUUACCGGCCUGUCAAAGAAGGACCUGUCGUUUGAGGAGAGCCAACCAUCGACGAUUGGUGAAGCUAACCAACGAAGGCGCGGACGGAAGACUGGAAGGUAAGACUGUGUACUUCGUCCACUUACUGUCCAUGCUUACCGACAGUACCUGUGGCCGCUACCGGCCUGUCAAAGAAGGACCUGUCGUUUGAGGAGAGCCAACCAUCGACGAUUGGUGAAGCUAACCAACGAAGGCGCAGACGGAAGACUGGAAGGUAUGACUGUGUACUUCGUCCACUUACUCUCCUUGCCUAGCUGUAGUGCCGGUAGCCGUUACUGGCCGGUCAUAGAAGGAACUGUCGAUUGUGGAGAGCCAACCAUGGACGACUGGGAAAGCCAACCAUGUAAGGCACGGACGGAAGACUGGUAGGUAUGACUCUGUACUUCCUACACUUACCCUCCAUGCCUAGCUGUAGUGCCGGUAGCCGUUACUGUCCCGUCAUAGAGGGAGCUGACGAUUGUGGAGAACCAACCGUGGACGAUUGGGGAAGCCAACCAAUGAAGGUGAUGACAGAAGACUGGAAGGUAUGACUGUGUACUUCGUCCACUUACUCUCCAUGCCUAGCUGUAG
Spirometra erinaceieuropaei is the source of this 1398-nucleotide messenger RNA. The record is from the annotation of a GenBank genome assembly. Lineage: Eukaryota; Metazoa; Platyhelminthes; Cestoda; Diphyllobothriidea; Diphyllobothriidae.